Cryptococcus wingfieldii CBS 7118 is the source of this 597-nucleotide messenger RNA. RefSeq lists its product as hypothetical. The coding region runs from base 1 to 597 and encodes 198 amino acids. The record is from RefSeq and is a predicted model, not a curated record. NCBI's taxonomy places the organism in Eukaryota, Fungi, Basidiomycota, Tremellomycetes, Tremellales, Cryptococcaceae. The transcript has 3 exons.
AUGGUCAAAAGCCCCCGCGCCAAAACUCUCUCCGUCCUAAAGAUCAAGUCGCGAGAUACCGUCGCCUCUACGCCCGCACCGGCCAUCCUGUCCACAGCUCUACAUCUUUUACGUGGAAGCCAAGCAUGUUUGCCAGCCGAAGAGCUCAGAGGAUUUAUCGGUUGCGACCAUGGGGAGUUUCACAGAAUAGUGAAGGAGUUUGGGGAGGAUGCAGUCUUCGCUUCGAAGGGGAGAAAGCGUACUGCCCCUCCGCGGGUACAGAUCGGGGUCGCUCUUCGACGACUUGCGACCGGUACCACUCUGAAAGAGUUGAAGAAAACUUUCGGCCUUCCCAAUGGAUCGAUUGAGGGCUAUACACAACACACCGUUUCUGCUAUCGCCAAGCGACUUCACCAACAUGUCAAGUGGCCGGACGCUCAAGAACGCGUCCAAAUCGGUCAGCGAAUCUUUGAAAAGUUCGCUCUUCCUGGCUGUGCCAUUCAGGUCAACAUUCAACCAUCUACAUCCGCACUGAAGAUUCGAUCAGAAGACAGUAAAAGUGGGGACGAUGACGAAGACGACUACGAGUACAAUCUUUUGGUAGUCCUCGGGAUAUGA